Molecule: messenger RNA, 816 nt
Organism: Acanthosepion pharaonis
Lineage: Eukaryota; Metazoa; Mollusca; Cephalopoda; Sepiida; Sepiidae
Source: the annotation of a GenBank genome assembly
AUGUUUUCCUCUGUUGAAGACGAGCUUCAUUAUUGCGGAUUACGGAUAAUACCAUUUGCUUGUCCAUUUAUCUCUCUGACUUGUUCUAAAAUAAAUUUUCUUCAUUUUUAUUCUUCUUUUUUCCUCUUCUCCUUCUUCUUUCUUCUUCUUCUUUCUUCUUCUUCUUCUUCUUCUUUAUUCUUCUUACUUUUUCUUUUUCUUCUUUUUCUUCUUUUUGCUCUUCUUUCUUCGUCUUUCGUCUUCUUUUUCUUUCCUCUUCUUCUUUUUCUUCUUCCUCAUCUUUCUUUCUUCUCCUUCUUUCUUUUUCUUCUUUCUUCUUCCUCUUCUUCUUUCUUCUUCUUUUUAAUUUUUCGUCUUUCUUUUUCCAUUCUUCUCCUUCUUCAUCUUCAUCUUCUUCUUCUUCUUUGUUUUCUUCUUCUCCUCCUUCUUCUUUCUUCUUUUUUCUUCUUCUUCUUUCAUUAUCAUCAUCUUCUUUCCUUCUUCUUCCUCUUCUUUACAUUCUUCUUCUUCUUUCUUCUUCAUCUUCUUCUUUCUAUUUCUUCUUAUUGUUCCUCUUCUUCUUUCUUCUUCUUUCUUCUUCAUCUUCUUUCUUCUUCUUCAUCUUUUUCUUCUUCUUUUUCUUCUUCCCAUUCUUCUUCUUCAUCUUCUUUCUACUUCUUUUUUUGUCUUCUUCUUCUUUAUUCUUCUUCUUUCUUGCUUCUUCUUCUCCUUCUGCUUUUAACUUCUCCUUUUUUUUACUUCUUCUUAUUCUCCAUCUUUUUCUUCAUCAUCUUUUUCUUCUUUUUUAACGUUAGAGCUAUUUUUAAUUAUUUUUAA